AUGAAGUUCGGUGAAACCUUAAGGAAGUCUUUGAUCAAGGAAUACUCCUUCUACUACAUAGAUUACGAUGAGUUGAAACAUAAAUUGAAAAAAUUAUUGAAAACCAAUGAUAAUGAAUGGAAGAAUGAAUUUGAAGAAGAAUUCUUGAAUGAAUUGGAAACUCAAUUAGACAAAGUCUAUUCAUUCACCAAGGUUAAGCUGACUGAAGUGAAAAGAAGAUUAAAGGAUGCCGAUAAGAGUGUUACCAAAUUGAUUUCUAACAUUGCAACUGCCCAUGAUGAUGAAUUUCUUAUCUUAGAGAAUGAAAUUAACGACGUUAUAGCUGAUGUUUACGAUUUAGCUAGAUUCACUAGAUUGAAUUAUACUGGGUUCCAAAAGAUUGUUAAAAAGCAUGAUAAGUUGACAAAAUUCCAUUUAAGACCAAUUUUCCAAGUCAGAUUGAAUUCCAAACCUUUCUUUAAAGACAAUUAUGAUAUUUUAAUCGUUCAAUUAUCCAAAUUAUAUGAUUUAGUUAGAACUAGAGGUAAUCCUAUCCAAGGGGAUUCAUCAGCUGGUGGAUCUCAACAAAAUUUCGUUAGACAAACCACCAAGUAUUGGGUUCAUCCUGAUAACAUCACUGAAUUGAAAUUACUCGUAUUGAAACAUUUACCUGUGUUGGUUUUCAAUGCUGAUAAAGAAUUCGAACCUGAAGAUUCUGCUAUUACUUCUAUUUAUUUUGAUAACAAAGAUAUGGAUUUAUACUAUGGUAGAUUAAGAAAAGACGAAGGUGCUGAAGCUAUUAGAUUAAGAUGGUAUGGUAACAUGAAAUCAGAACAAAUUUUCGUUGAAAGAAAAACUCAUAGAGAAGAUUGGACUGGUGAAAAAUCUGUUAAAGCAAGAUUCGUCUUAAAAGAGAAAAAAGUUAAUCAAUUCUUGAAAGGUGAAUUACCUGCCAAACAAGUUUUCGAUAAGAUGAGAAAAGAAGGUAAGAAAUCAUCCCAACAAAUCGAUAAUUUAGAAAAAUUGGCUUCUGAAGUUCAAUAUAGAGUUUUAAAAGAUAAGAUGAGACCAGUCAUGAGAUCAUUCUAUAAUAGAACUGCUUUCCAAUUGCCAGGAGAUGCGAGAGUUAGAAUUUCCUUGGAUACUGAAUUGACCAUGGUAAGAGAAGAUAAUUUCGAUGGUUAUGAUAGAACUGAUGGUAAUUGGAGAAGAAUGGAUAUCGGUAUUGAUUAUCCAUUCAGUCAAUUACCUGAAAAGGAUGUUUGUAGAUUCCCUUAUGCUGUUUUAGAAGUUAAAUUACAAACUCAAUUAGGUCAAGAACCACCUUUAUGGAUUAGAGAAUUGGUAGCUUCUCAUAUCGUUGAAGCAGUUCCAAAAUUCUCUAAAUUUAUUCAUGGGGGUGCUGCUUUAUUACCAGAUUAUGUUGAUUUAAUACCAUUUUGGUUACCUCAAAUGGAUGUUGAUAUCAGAAAACCAAAAAUUCAAGAAGAAUUUGGUAUUAAUAGAAAUCAUAAAAAACUUAUCACUUCUUCCGGUAAUGAAUUAGAUGAUGAAGAAUCUCAAGGUGAUUAUUAUACUGGAGGUGGAGUUACUUUCUCAAAUGACAUUAAUCCUUUAGAAGAGGAUUUGGAUGAUACUACCCCAUUAUUGUUACCUUCAUCAUACAUGAAUAAUAGUUCAUCACCUAUUAUGGACUCAAUUUCUAAUGCUUAUGCUAAACUUUUACAAUAUUUCAGUGAUGAUAGAGAAUUCACUGUUAAAGCUGGUACUAAUUUUGAUCUUAAUGAAACUUUCAAAGAUAAAAUUCCUCCAGGAAAAUCUAUUUCCAUUCCUAUCAGAAUUGAACCAAAAGUUUACUUUGCUGCUGAACGUACUUUCCUUUCUUGGUUAUCUAUCGGUAUGAUUUUAUCUGCCACAACCACCACUUUAUUAAAUUAUGGUACAAAAUCAGCUUUAACUGCAGCUAUAAUGUUUUUCAUUUGUGCUUUAGUAACUUUUGUCUAUUCUAUCUUUAUGUAUGUAUGGAGAACAAUGAUGAUUAGACAAAAGAAAGCCGUCUUAUAUGCUGAUCAAAUAGGUCCAAAUUUAAUAUGUGGAUUAUUAGCAUUAAGUGUUUUCGUAACCUUUAUUUUCAAAGCUUCUGAAUAG
Yamadazyma jaroonii is the source of this 2127-nucleotide messenger RNA. NCBI's taxonomy places the organism in Eukaryota, Fungi, Ascomycota, Pichiomycetes, Serinales, Debaryomycetaceae. The record is from the annotation of a GenBank genome assembly.